Ziziphus jujuba (common jujube) is the source of this 1639-nucleotide messenger RNA. Its product is annotated as GDSL esterase/lipase At4g10955. Lineage: Eukaryota; Viridiplantae; Streptophyta; Magnoliopsida; Rosales; Rhamnaceae. The transcript is spliced from 2 exons. The coding region runs from base 268 to 1452 and encodes 394 amino acids. The record is from RefSeq and is a predicted model, not a curated record.
CAAGGGAGAGAAAUGUGACCGUUGGAAGCUAACAAAACCCAAGCGUUUCAAAUUACAAUUUUUUUUAAUUUGAGAAAAAUUUAAACCCACGAAGCUUCAUAAGAAUCCGAUUCCAAAGCUAGAGGUUUUCACACAACGAAACCCCAAAAAGUCAUUUCCAUAAAGCUACGCUCUCUCUCUCUCUCUCUCUCUCUCUCUCUCUCUCUUUAACAUGCAAAGAAACCCAAGAGAGGAAGAAGAGAAGCUACUGUUGGAAUCAUUGUUUUAAUGGCAAAGCGUACGGCAGAGGAGGAGAUAACCAAGGACGUACAAGAAGAAGGAGAAGCUCAUCCUUAUGCAUUCCAUGUCUCUGGUCCUCGCAAUGUGUCUUCUCCGAAUUGGAGAGAUCUUAUUAAUUCUAGUUGGAAAGAUGGGAAUUACAAAAGAACUGUAAUAGCUUGCUUUAUACAGGGAGUUUAUUUGCUUGAACUUGACAGACAAGAGAACAGAAAUGAAGAAAAUGGUCUUGCUCCAAAAUGGUGGAUACCCUUUAAGUACAAAUUGGCACAAACUUUGAUUGAUGAAAGAGACGGAUCUAUAUUUGGUGCAAUACUAGAAUGGGAUAGAUCUGCUGCACUUGCUGAUUUAGUACUCAUCAGACCCAGUGGUGCACCAAGGGCUGUAUUAGCCCUCAGAGGAACAUUGCUCAAAAGCAUGACAAUCAGGAGGGACAUUGAAGAUGAUCUUAGAUUUCUUGCUUGGGAAAGCUUGAAAGGUUCUAUAAGGUUCAAAGGAGCUUUCGAGGCAUUGAAACAAGUUGCUGAGAAAUAUGGAAGUGGUAAUAUUUGUAUUGCAGGUCACUCUUUAGGAGCUGGUUUUGCUCUCCAAGUGGGAAAAGCAUUAGCCAAAGAGGGUAUAUAUGUAGAUACUCAUUUGUUCAAUCCACCUUCUGUUUCACUAGCUAUGAGCUUGAGAAAUUUAGGAGAAAAAGCUGGGUUUGCCUGGAAGAGACUUAAAUCCAUGCUUCCUUCAAGUAGUGAAACUCAGGUCAAUACUGAAGAGGAAGAGAAGAAUUCUUCCGGUGUAUUGAGGAAUUGGGUACCAAAUUUAUACGGGGCUAAGAGUUCUGGUCUUGCUUUGGGAAAAUGGGUGCCUCAUUUAUAUGUAAAUAAUAGUGAUUACAUAUGUUGUUCAUAUACUGACCCUGAUGGAGCAGAAGAAAACAAAGCUGCCGUUGGGAAGGAGAAUGUGGGUCCUAGCAAUGGGAAAAUGGCAGCAAAACUUUUUGUGAUGUCAAAGGGAAACCAGAAGUUUUUGGAGGCUCAUGGAUUAGAGCAAUGGUGGUCUGAUGAUGUGGAACUUCAAAUGGCUCUUCAUAACAGUAAACUCAUAAGCAGGCAGCUGAAAUCCUUAUACAGUCUACCAUCUAGCUCUACAACAAGCACUGGGAAAGCAUUAGUUAACAAAGGUUGAUUUGCUCUCCCAGCUGAAAUUCUUAUUUUGUCUUCUUAAAUGCUUGUUAGGCAAAACAAAAAAUAAACAAAACCACAAAAAAACAAAGCAUUUAAUUCUAUACUGCUAUGAAAUUGUUGAUGUUUUUGCUUUUAUAUGUGUGUUGUUUAUUAUAAGGUUAAUUAUUCCAAUUUCCACUUUAUUUCAA